ACAGGCUGACUAGCAGCUUAUGUCGCCCUCUCGCGCGCAACCUCGCUCGAGGGCCUCCAGGUCAAGGGCUUCCGAGCGGACAAGGUCAUGGCACACCGCAAGGUAGCCAACUGGUCCGGCAAUCUGCAGAGUUUGAGUGUGUAGAUCGCCGGUACCGUCACGGUGACCAUCAAGUCCAUGAGACUAGCCGACAAGCUCCGACUCCCGGGUGGCGAUGCUUUCAUUGAAGCUCGCUUCAACACGUAUCUGUACACUGUCCAAUUGAGCUGGAGUACGUCGGAAACGCCGUCGGCCCCGCCGACGGAUCUCAUUUCUCGCACGAUAAGCAGCUGCGGCUGCGGACUUCCACUCAACGCGAUGCCACGCCGAGCCGUUGACCUCAAUUGUCACCCGAAGCUUGACCGCCAAAGUGUUACAGAAGACAAAGUGGAGCUUGCAUCAGACAAAUCAGUGCCCGUUGAGCUUAUGCGACGCCCUCAAUACAUGGCCCAUUCGUAUGUGGAAAAGCUCACCGGUUCCGGCUGAGCUGGCUUGGUCCGGGACGCUCCCGUGCGGAAUGUGCGUUGAUACGAGUGGGCAAACAGCCGUGCCGCCGGGCGAAGUCGUGGAGAGGACAAGUACCGAGAGGAGGGCGCUCAUGUCCAUUCGCGAGUGCCGUCCGUGCGUCAG
Messenger RNA from Cutaneotrichosporon oleaginosum, 669 nucleotides. The record is from RefSeq and is a predicted model, not a curated record. Lineage: Eukaryota; Fungi; Basidiomycota; Tremellomycetes; Trichosporonales; Trichosporonaceae.